AUGAUUCCGGGCAAGGCACUGGAACCAGUCACUGAGUGUAUUCUGGACAACCUCGUUUCAGAAAACAUUUGUGGUUCUGACCCGGUCCGGAGUGUUCCCGAAGCUUUGACGUACAUCAUGGAGAUGAAGCCACCCACAUCGAUGCUCUGCUUCCUGCCCGGGUGGAACGAAAUCAACAAGGUGCGAGCAGAGCCUUGCAAGCGAGCUCCAGCGAACUUUCACGACUGGAUUCUGCCCCUGCACUCACGUCUGCGAUACCAGGGACAGCAAAAGAUCUUUGCAAAUCAUCCAGCAGACGUGCGCAAGGUGAACCUCUCCACUAACCUUGCUGAAACAUCCAUCAACGUCGACGACGUGGUGUACGUUGUAGACUCCGGUGUUCGCCGAGAGCAGCGCAUCAACCCGUCCACGGUUGUGAGCCUGCUCGGUACGUUCCCCACGUCGAAGGCCACUGCCGAGCAGAGAGCAGGUCGUGCGGGUCACGUGCAACCUGGAGAGUCGUACCACGUAUUGACUCAAAAUGAGUUCUUCUCCUGGGACCAGUUGAAGUGCCCUGAGAUGCAGACCACCGGCAUUACAAGGGUGGUCCUUCACUGUAAAUCUGAGUUCUCCAAAGUCUGA
Molecule: messenger RNA, 621 nt
Organism: Dermacentor silvarum
Lineage: Eukaryota; Metazoa; Arthropoda; Arachnida; Ixodida; Ixodidae
Exons: 4
Coding region: 1-621 (206 amino acids)
Cellular component (GO): nucleus; intracellular anatomical structure; cytoplasm
Molecular function (GO): DNA helicase activity; G-quadruplex RNA binding
Source: RefSeq, a predicted model, not a curated record